AUGGCCCGGUUCGUGGUUGCUCCCCAUGGCUGGGGUGAGCCCUGGAUGGGAGUGUUGCUCUUAGCCUUCUUCCUGAGCCUCUGCAAGAAGCAGGUGUCUGCUCAACUGACGAUCACAUCCAUCCCUCCCUGGGCCAUCGAGGGGGGCAACGUCACCCUGUCUGUCCAGGCGAUCCCUCAGAAUUUCAUCUCCUACAAUUGGCUCCGAGGAGCAACCACCAAUCAGGUUACCUGGAUCCUCAAUUUUAACUUUUUCAGCGGUGGCUACACCCCAGGACCAGCCCACACUGACAGGGAAACAGGCAGUGCUGAUGGUUCCCUGCACAUUAUUGAUGUGUGUGCAUCUGACAAUGGCAUCUACACCCUGCGUCUCAUCUCUUCUGGUGAAAACAGUUGCCAUCAUGCUAUGCUACUUGUCUCUGAGAAGCUGCACCAGCCCCCUGUGGAAGCCCAGAACUUGGCCCCUGUGGAGCACACAGACUCCUUGAAUUUGACAUGCAUUUCUCCAAACAAUGACGGGACAUUCCAGUGGUUUCUGAACCUUGAGGUGAUUCAGGAAGGGGAUGGACCAGUAAUCUCCAGAGAUGACAGGGUCCUCACCAUCCCCACAGUCACAUGCAAUGACUCUGGCACCUACCACUGUGAGGCCAGGAACCACCUGGGAUCCAGGCUCAGUGAAGCCCUCGUGGUUGGCGUGGCUUAUGGCCCAGAUACCCCCAUCGUGACCGCACUGGACCCAGAUUUUGUGAUUGGUUCCAACCUCACUCUGAUCUGCUUAGCUUACUCCCAGCCCCUUGCCCAGUACACAUGGAGCUUCAAUGGGGUCGCCACGUGGGAGGGCCAGACUCUCUUCAUGCCCAGUCUCUCCAGGGCACACUCAGGGGUCUACACCUGCAAGGCCUCCAACUCCAUUUCCGGCUUGCACAGCAGUAUGGACACCAUCAUCACUGUCUCAGAGACACUUCCUCAGCCCAAUGUCACAGCCAGUAACUUAGCCCCAGUGGAGCAUGUAGAUUCCAUUAGUCUGCAUUGCCUUCCUCCAAGGAGCACUGUGGCCAUCCACCGGUAUGUCAAUGGCCAGAAGCUCUUCAUUGGUGGCCACAGGGAGCUGUCCCUGGACUGCAGAACACUGACUCUGUGGAACAUCACCAGGAAUGACACGGGGGUCUACCAGUGUGAGAGCUGGAACUCCGCCACCAGCAGCAUCAGCAACCCUACUCUCAUCAAAGUUAUAUAUGGCCCAGACCCUCCUAUGGUCAACCCUCCAGACCCAGAGGUCACAUCUGGGGUAGCCCUCACCCUGUCCUGCUUUGCUGACUCAAACCCCCCUGCCCAGUACCACUGGGAGAUGGACAGAAGGCCAGGCCCUGCCACCCAGCACCUGGUCAUUUCUGAGGUCACUGUGGACCAGUAG
Molecule: messenger RNA, 1413 nt
Organism: Pongo pygmaeus (Bornean orangutan)
Lineage: Eukaryota; Metazoa; Chordata; Mammalia; Primates; Hominidae
Product: carcinoembryonic antigen-related cell adhesion molecule 5-like
Exons: 6
Coding region: 1-1413 (470 amino acids)
Source: RefSeq, a predicted model, not a curated record